Messenger RNA from Zootoca vivipara (common lizard), 2400 nucleotides. Lineage: Eukaryota; Metazoa; Chordata; Lepidosauria; Squamata; Lacertidae. The record is from RefSeq and is a predicted model, not a curated record.
AUGACUUCCCAGACCAUUUACACUUCUGAUGAACUAUUAUUCCUGGAACACCCAUCUCAGAAGCUGUUUGAGAUUUCAGAUUGGGUGAUCAAGUUCUACCAGCAUGCCCUAGCCUUGGCAUACACCAUCAACGAGAUCAACAAGAACCCCAACAUCCUGACCAAUGUCACACUUGGAUUCCACAUCCUUGACAGCUACUCCAAUCCAAGGAUGACCUAUCGUGCCACUCUGGACCUGCUCUUCAAAUCGCACACAUUUGUCGCCAACUACAAAUGUGACACCCAGAAAAACCUCAUGGCUGUCAUUGGGGGGCUUGGCUUCGACACCUCUUUUCUCAUGACAGAAAGUCUAGGUCUCUACAAGAUUCCUCAGCUCACCUAUGGCUCAUUUCCUCUAGAGGACAAACAGACGACACAGUUUCAAUCAUUUUACCGCAUGGUCCCAAAUGAAGCCCAUCAGUACAGUGGAAUUGUCCACUUGCUUCAACAUUUCGGAUGGACAUGGGUAGGCCUAUUUGCUGCAGAUGAUGAUAGUGGAGAACAAUUCUUACAGACCCUGGAAGCGUUGUUUUCCCAGCAUGGAAUCUGUUCAGCUUUCACACUAAGGCUUCCAGCGCAAGCCCACUGGGAUGACCUUGUUGGAAUUAUGGAUUUAUUCUCAAAUAUUCAUAUAUUUUUCAAAGAUUAUGGAACCAAUGUCUGCAUCAUCAAUGGAGAGUCCUUGACAUUAGCAUGGCUGAGAGCAUGUAUAACUAUGCAAAACCCAGGAAAUGUAGAGAUGCUAUCAUUUACCAAAGUAUGGAUUAUGACAACUCAGCUUGAUUUCUUAGCAACAGGCAUUCAAAGAAACUGGGGGUUCCAGCUCUUCCAAGGCGCCAUUUCUUUCACCAUUCACACAAAAGAGCUUCCAGAAUUCGAGGAAUUUCUUCAGAGCAUAAAACCUCGAUGGAACAAAGGAGAUGGUUUCCUCAAGGAUUUCUGGGCGCAAGCAUUUGACUGUUCAUUUCCAGAUAUAAACAUGACAGUGCAAGACAAUGAGACGUGUAGUGGAGAUGAGAAACUAGAUAGUCUUCCCAGAUCUGAGCACAGAGCAACGGUGGGCAGCAGAAGAUUUGAUCUUCAAGAUAUCCAGCCCUGGCAGCUCCAUUUGAUUCUUAAAAGCAUUUCAUUCAACAACUCGGCUGCAGAAAUGAUGUCCUUUAACGGAAACGAGGAAAUGGGUGGUGGAUUUGAAAUAAUGAACAUGGUCAUAUUCCCAAACACAUCCUUCCAUAGAGUGAAAGUUGGAAGAAUGGAGGAUCUCAAAGCUCUUCAAGGAAAUGGAUUCACCCUUAAUGAAGACAUAAUUGUGUGGCACAGAGGUUUCAACCAGGUGCGGCCUGUCUCUGUGUGCAAUGAACAUUGCCACCCUGGUCAACAGAAGAAAAAGAAGGAAGGGGGGGAAUUUUGCUGUUAUGAUUGUGUUCCAUGCCCAGAGGGGAAGAUGUCAAAACAGAAUGAUAUGGUUGACUGCUUCAAAUGCCCAGAAGAUCAAUAUCCAAACAAUUACAGAGAUGGCUGUAUCCUCAAAUCUAGAAAUUUCCUUUCUUAUGAGGAACCUUUAGGGAUCAGUUUAGCCUCAGUUGCCCUAGUCUUUUCCCUAAUCACAGCUUUGGUACUAGGAACUUUUAUUAAGCACAAAGAUACUCCCAUUGUCAAAGCCAACAACCGAGGCCUCACCUACAUUCUCCUGGUCUCCCUCCUGCUCUGCUUCCUCUCUUCUUUGCUGUUCAUCGGACAACCUGGGAAAGUGACCUGCCUUCUCCGUCAACCUACUUUUGGCAUCAUCUUCUCAGUGGCUGUUUCUUGUGUGUUGGCUAAAACCAUCACGGUGGUUCUUGUUUUCUUAGCCACAAAGCCAGGCUCCAGGUUGAUGAAGUGGGUGGGCAAAGGAUUGGGUCAAGCCAUUGUCCUUUCAUGUUCCCUUAUUCAAGCAAGUAUUUGUAUUGGGUGGCUGGGAACCUCUCCUCCGUUCCCUGAUUUAGACAUACACUCGGUAGCUGGAGAAAUCAUUGUGCAAUGUAAUGAAGGGUCAGCUGCCAUGUUUUAUUGCGUCCUGGGCUAUAUGGGCUUCUUGGCCAUCGUCAGCUUCAUUGUGGCCUUUCUAGCCCGCAAGUUACCAGAUAGUUUUAAUGAGGCCAAAUUCAUUACCUUCAGCAUACUUGCAUUUUGCAGUGUUUGGUUGUCCUUUGUUCCAACCUACCUGAGCUCAAGAGGUAAACAGAUGGUUGCUGUGGAGAUCUUCUCCAUCUUGGCCUCCAGUGCUGGGUUACUGGGUUGCAUAUUUUCCCCUAAAUACUACAUCGUUGUGUUCAGGCCAGAGUUGAACAGCAGAGACCAACUAAUUAGGACAAAGAAUUAA